UUUGUUCAUCAACAUAAUUGUAUCCACAAUUAAAGAAUGUGUUUUAAAAAUAAUUUCAUUCUGGAAAAUUCCAUACGUCUAUGUUUGUUCAAGAAACCGAUGUCUGAUGAUUGGGAUAUCAAAAGUUAAAGUAAAAAGUGCUAGGAUGCUUUUCAAGGAAAAUGAUCUAAAGCCGUUAAAGAAUAACGAAAUCGAUGCAAGUCGCGAGCUUUUGGAUAUCUCCGCAAUCAACAAUCAAGAGAAAGUGAAAUCACUGAUUUUAGGAAAGGAAUUUUCAAAAUUCCUCACUGUACUGCAUCCAAAUGCAUACCUUGCAAUUCCUUGUGGUCCUCUGCUUUGAACUCCUCUCGAUUGUAAAUGCAGAAAUAUUCCAUGUGGUUACUCCUAAAACUCUUCGCCUAGAUACAGAUGAGAGAAUAGCAAUAGCCCUGGAAGGCAGGCGGGAGGCCACGGUGAGCAUGCUCAUCCAGGAUCACCCUGGUAGAGCUAGGAAUAUAUCAUACACUGUUCUAAAUGUAUUUUCAGAUAAACCUGAAUUAUUAAAAAUUCGCUUGAACUCUUCUGCCUUUCCUCCUAACUUUUUAUCCAGCCCGAGUCCGAAAAAACUUGUGCUUCUGACAGUUAAAAGCGAAAAUUUUCUCAAAAAAAUUCCAGUUCCCAUCACUAACGAAGUUGGAUAUGUUUUCCUUCAAACCGAUAAACCAAUCUACAAGCCAAGAGAAAAGGUCUUUGUUCGAAUCAUUUCUCUUAAUGAAGACGGAUUGCCUUCUGAUAAACCAUUCAAACUUCAAAUUAGGGACCCUAUCAACAUUAUCGUUGAUGAAACAAUUUUUAAUAAGAAAUUACAAAGAUUUCCAAGAUCAUUUGUUGAUUUCACCUAUGAAUUCCCAAAUUACCCACGACUUGGAGAAUGGUCAGCUACUGUACUAUAUGGACAUGAGUUGGACCAAAAUACUACUGUGCAUUUUGAAUUACAAGAAUAUGUUUUGCCAACAUUUACCGUCGAUCUCAAAACACCUGAAAUAAUUUUGGAGUCCCAUGACACCAUUUCUUUGUCUGUAUCUGCGAAGUACGUUUAUGGCAGGAAAGUGACAGGUUUAGUGACUUUUCGAGUUGGUAUCAAAAGAGAAAACGCAAGAGUCUUUUUCUUUGGUAUUAUAGGACCUACACAGUUGAGAGAGGGGUUCCACCAGACAAUAUUAAGGACGGACGACUUUGUGCAUCACAAGGAUAUUGGCUGGUUCCCUGGAAUCGAAGGCUCCUACUUGGUUGUUGAAGCAAGAGUUAUGGAUAAUGCGACUGGCAACAGUGAAACAGUAGUAGACGACUCAGGACGCUUUUCCAGUUCCCCUUUUGUCAUAUCCUUCAAUAGAUGUCAUGAAGAUUUCAAACCUGGUCUUAUAUCCAUUUUAGAAGCUGAAGUCAACUACGUCGAAGGCACUCCCGCAGCUGGAAUUCGCACUCAGAUCAAAGCUCUGGCUGAUGACGCCGAACCUCUUGUCAUCUUUCAGCCCACUGCAGUUAGCGAUAAAGAUGGGAAAGUCUUGUUUGAACUUUAUCCGCAAGUGCAUCACAACAACAUUUCUAUCACGGUAGAGACCAUAGAUCCAAGGUAUGAGGCUCAUCAAGCUACGGGUACUUUCGUGCAGCACCGCUUCCAAUCAAAAGAAAACGCUUUCCUUGCUUUGGAGAGAAGCAGUUCCCAAAAAUUAAAAGUCGGUUAUUCCUUCGAUAAAAUUGUUCAGAUUGAACCACCUGCAGUAAAGCACAUCUAUUAUUUGGUCGUAUCAAAAGGAAAAAUCUUGAAAAUAAGCAAAUUGCACGAAGGCAACUACAAAGUUCAGAAAAUUCAAUUUCGCAUCACUCACGAGAUGGUGCCCAGUUUCAGGUUAGUGGUUUGGGCUCAUUACAAUGACGAACUCAUCGCAGAUUCUUUGCGCAUCGAUACUGAGAAUUCCUGCAAUCCAGAGUCCAAAGUAUCCCUUACUCCUGAUUCUGAGUGGGCGGAGCCAGGAAGUUAUAAUGCAUUCAAUAUUAGAGGAAAGCAGAAUACUGUGGUUGGACUUUUUGUUGUGGAUGAAGCUGUGUAUACAAUGUCCAAGAAAGAUUUGCUCACAAAAUCAAAAAUAUUUGAAACAAUGCGCAAACACGAUCAGGGAUGUGGUCCUGGAGGCGGUCUAACAACUGAUGCCGUUCUCGACAAAGCAGGAAUUAUGAUUGCAACGAAUAAAUAUACUCCAAACCAAGGAUCUUCUUCCUGCACCACAAUCAAAAGAGAAAUUGCUGAUGAAAGAGCUUUUUCCCGGGAUGCAAUCAACAGAUACAGAAGAGAUGUUACUGGUGAAAUAAAUUCUUCCAGGGUCUUACACAAAAGACAAGUCUCUAAUGAAACAGAUAGGAAAUCGAAUUCUGAACAAAUAAAUGGAAUGGAAGAGGAAAUAGAGUUUAUUCCUAUAUCGGAGGAAGAAUUAUACGAAGGACCACUCACAGUUCGAGAAAACUUUACAGAAACUUUAAACUGGUAUUUUCAAGAAAACAUCAUAGGGCCGGGCAACAAAGAAAAUGUUGCUUUCAUUUUGCCUCCAAGUAUCACCACAUGGGUCGUUCAGGCAGUGUCUAUAUCUCGAACGCACGGAAUAUGCGUUGCAGAACCUCAAAAAAUAGUAUCUUUCAAGAAAAUAUUUGUGCAGUUAAACCUUCCCUAAUCAAUGGUCAGAAACCAACAGGUGGAAAUUCCUGUUACAGUUUUCAACUAUGGAACAAAGAGACUUAGUGCUGUCGUGUACAUGUACCCAGCGGAAGGUUUAUGCACUGGAAUGAGCGAUGACGGAAAAAGUGAGAGAAAACGACUCAUCAUCGAAAAUAAUUCGGCAGCAACUGUUACGUUUCCAGUCGUACUUCUGAAAACAGGAACGUUCGAUAUAAAAGUAGUGGCUUUAACUGUAGAAGGAGGUGAUGUCAUAGUACAAAAACUGAAUGUAGAAGCUGAAGGUGAUCCUGUCGAAGUGGACAUACCUCUUUGGCUGGAUCCAAGCAACCAAACUGAGAGAUACAGACAACACAUAAUUACUCCAUACUAUGAAGAUUCUAUUGAUCCCGAUAAGAAGUUGCAAGUUUCUGCAAUUAAUUUAACCUUUCCAAAUGAGUCCGUACGGGGUACAGAAAAUUCCACAAUUACAGCAACAGGAUACGAUUUUGGUCCUUUAGCUGAACCAGCAUUUGACGGUAUUGAUGACCUUCUACUUAAGUUCCGCCAUUCCAGUAAGCAUAACCCUAUGAUUUUCGCCACUGUUCUCUACAUUAUGAGGUUCUUGAGAGUUUCAGGGAAGACGAUACCUGAAACAGAAGAAGAAUGGUAUGAAUUCAUCCGCCAAGGCUACAGAAAACAAAUAUCAUUCAGAAAAGAAGAUGGAUCGUAUGCGGCUUAUCCCCAUAGACCGACAAGUACUUGGUUAACAGCCUUCAUUACAAAACUCUUUUGUCAAGCCUCCGAGCUGGUGCAGAUCGAUGAAGAAAUCAUGUGCAGCGGUGUAAGAUGGCUUAUCAAAAAUCAGGAACCCGAUGGAUCAUAUUUAGAGAUGAAUCCUACACACCACUUAGAUAUGAUGCUUGGAGUCGAAGGAAAAGCGCCUCUUACAGCCUUCGUAUUAAUAACAUUAGAAGAAUGUAAAUGCAAAAAUGAGCAUCUUUCCAGGGCGAAGAACCGAUCAGUCUUUUACCUUGAAGACCAUUUAGGAAAUGUGAACGAUACCCUGGCUGCUGCUCUAAUAGCCUAUUCCUUAUCUUUAAGUGAUAGCGCUCUCAGGCAAGCAGCUAACGACGAACUGAUGUCUAUGGCCAAGCGGAACGAAGAUAACAAUUUCGUAUAUUGGAAAUUCGAUAAUCAAGUAGUAGAUAUCGAAGCUACCAGCUACGGUCUUUUAAGCCGAAUUCUCCAAAAUGAUACAGUAACCAGCAACUCUAUAGUAAAUUGGCUCAACACUCAACAUUUACAAUCUGAUACGUUCACUCCCACUCAGGAAAUUGUCAUACGAUUCCAGGCUCUUUCCGAAUAUGCAAUCAAUGCCCGAAGAAGGUCCAUCAAUUUGGUGGCUAAAAUAUCCACCACCAAUAACGAGAAUUUCCGGAAGAUUUUAAGGAUUAACGAAGAAAAUGCUCACGUCCUUCAAAUUAUUGAUGUGAAUACAACUAGUAAAAUGCUACUUGUCAAUACAGUUGGCCAUGGAGCUGCUCAUUUGAGAGUUAAAUUGAGGUAUAAUGUCCUUAGGACUCCAGACAAAAGAUGCGAGUUCGAUGUAUCCGUUAAUGCCACUGUUCUACAAGGACCUGAUCUUUCUAGUAUUAAUCGGACGGCUUUAGUUGUCGAAGGAAUGCUUUUAAGAGGAGCUGAAAGAAUUAAGAGACAAGCUGGUUCUUAUAACAGUGAACUUAUUUGGAAAGUUUCAAUAUGUGCCAGAUAUUUGGGAAAUAAAAAUCUUGGUUUGAGCAUCAUAGAUAUAGGAAUAUUUUCUGGAUUCAUUCCCCAUGACGAAGACCUUAGAAAAUUGCAAGAAGAUCCACAGCAUGAGAUUGAGCGGUAUGAAACUUACAACAAAGGAAUUGUCUUUUACUUGAGGGAGGUUCCCAACGACAAACCCUAUUGCUUUGAAUUCCGUGUGACACAGCUUUAUUAUGCAGAACUAACCCGAAGAAGUUCAGUAAAAAUUUAUGAUUAUUAUAAUCCUGAUGAAGCAUGCACAAUAUUUUACAGUACUUCAAAAAUGAAUCCUAAAUUGUCUUUAUUGUGUGAUGGUUUAAUUUGUCAGUGUGCUGAAGGUGGUUGCCCUCCAAGGAGGCCUUUCGAAAACAUCAAAACAUUCCAAUUAGCCGAGCAAAGAGAGAGACUGAUGAACAUUGCUUGCACAAAUUAUGAUUAUGUUUGGAAAGGAAAAGUAAUGAACGAUGCACAUCUACAAAAUGGAUUUUUUAAUAUUUCUUUCGAAAUCGAUGAUGUUAUUAAAGAAGGCACAGAGAGAACGGAUAUGAUUGAAGGUGAGACGAGGCACUUUUUUAUGCGAGACAACUGUUCGCCUCUGCUAAAAGGUGAAACUUACUUGAUUAUGGGCAAAGAUGGAGAAACGUAUAAAAGUCACCAGGGCAAAUUAAAGCGCAGAUAUUUAUUGGAUCAGAGCUCGGCUGUUCAUCUGUGGACUCCUAUAAGAGCUGCAAGUGAUAAAAUUUUGCAACGUUACUUGAAUGCGGCCAUGAGAAAGCUGAAGACAGAAGGUUGUUUUUAGUAAUUGAAAAUAACAAGAUGGCUCUAGGGAUAUUAUGAUUGCAUUUCAAAAUAUUUUUUAAUUUAACGAAAUGAAGAAAAAAAAUAGU
Messenger RNA from Argiope bruennichi, 5364 nucleotides. RefSeq names its product A.superbus venom factor 1-like. Lineage: Eukaryota; Metazoa; Arthropoda; Arachnida; Araneae; Araneidae. The record is from RefSeq and is a predicted model, not a curated record. Gene Ontology annotation, molecular function: endopeptidase inhibitor activity; protein binding. The transcript has 43 exons. Gene Ontology annotation, cellular component: extracellular region.